AUGAAGUUGGUCAUCGUCGCCUUUUUCACAUGGUUGGCAACUGUGCAAGCCUUGCACUUCUACCUUCAGACUGGAGAGCAAAGAUGUUUUUACGAGGAUUUGCAAGCUGACUCUUUGGUGGUUGGAAAGAUUGAUGCCUACGAGUUCGACGACAGAAUUGGAGACUACUUCAAGAACGACCGUUUGAAGGUGAAAAUCACUGUUGAUGAGACCUUCCACAAUGACCAUCGUGUGGUCGACCAAAACUCCAAGCCUGACGGUGACUUUGUGUUCAACUCUCACGACGCUGGUGAGCACCGCUUCUGUUUGACUCCUCUUUACACUGACGGUACCCAUGGCAAAAAGCACAGAAUUUUCUUCGACAUUGCUACUGGCGCUGCUUCGGACUACGUUGACUCGAAGUCCAGCAAGAAUGUCGAUGGUUUGACUUUGCAAAUCCAAAACUUGAACAGAAAGUUGCAAGAGAUUCACCUGGAACAAGAGAGCAUUCGGGACAGAGAAGCUCUUUUCCGUAACCAGAGUGAGAGUACCAACUCGCGUGUUGUUUGGUGGAGUAUUAUUCAAUUGAUCGUAUUGGUUGGCACUUGCGCUUAUCAAAUGAGGCACUUGAAGGGCUUCUUUGUCAAGCAAAAGAUCGUUUAA
Australozyma saopauloensis is the source of this 642-nucleotide messenger RNA. RefSeq names its product Erp5p (gene ERP5). Lineage: Eukaryota; Fungi; Ascomycota; Pichiomycetes; Serinales; Metschnikowiaceae. Gene Ontology annotation, biological process: Golgi organization; endoplasmic reticulum to Golgi vesicle-mediated transport; intracellular protein transport. The record is from RefSeq and is a predicted model, not a curated record. The transcript has a single exon. Gene Ontology annotation, cellular component: COPII-coated ER to Golgi transport vesicle; Golgi apparatus; endoplasmic reticulum. The coding region runs from base 1 to 642 and encodes 213 amino acids.